AUGGAAGCGUUUGAAUUCAACCGAUUGGUAUUUGGCCUCAAGGCGUCGCCAUAUCUAGCCUGCCGUGCCGUCAAGGAGGUUGGAAGCAGAUUUGGCUCUAACUACAGUGACAUGGCUCGUAGUGCUAUCGACCGGUCUCUGUACGUGGACGACCUGCUCAAGUCCUGUCCUACAACUGAUAGCGCUAUCACCACUCAGCGGGAAGUCCAGUCCCUCCUGCAACAUGGUUCAUUCCACCUGCGCAAAUGGCGGAGCAACGACCGCCAAGUGCUGGAGGCUAUACCCGAGGCAGACCGUGCUACAGAUUCGCUACUGCAUCUCAGUAGCAACGACAACCCGACCAUCUCCAAUCCAGUCAAGACACUCGGCGUAGCUUGGAAUGCGAGAGAUGAUGUGUUCACCUUCGUUUACAAAGCAACAUCACCGCAGCAACUCACGAAACGAUCAGUGUUGUCCAAGAUGGCUACCAUCUAUGAUCCACGAGGUCAGCUGUCACCCUUCACUAUCCGUGCACGGCUGAUGUUCCAAGAGCUAUGUACGCAGCAGAAGGAUUGGGACGCCGCAGUGUCUGAUGAACAGAGCUCUAAGUGGCAGCGGUGGUUUGCGGAAUUACCAUUGCUGGCAGAGAUCAAGGCCGAUCGAUGUUUCAAGGAUGCACGUCGUCCUCCAGAGUCCGCGGCACUCUCAGUGCACGUCUUCACCGAUGCGUCAUCGCAUGCAGUCGCUACAGCAGUAUACGUGCGCUGCGAGUACCCUGAUGGCUUCGUGAAAGUCACGCUCGCAUUCGCCAAAGCCAAGACUGCGCCAAUCAAGCCAACCACCAUCCCGAAGCUCGAACUUCGUGGCGCAGCCCUGGGAGUACGUGCGAGUCAAGUCGUAGCUCGAGCGCUAGACAUACCAGUAGAGAAGCAUGUAUACUGGACUGACUCAACCAACGUUCUGUACUGGCUGCGCAGCAACGCCAAGAACUUCCGGAGCGACAUUGCCACUCGUAUUGUUGAGAUCCAGAAGAGUACUACAGCCGAUCAAUGGCGCCAUGUGCCAGGCAAAGUCAAUCCAGCCGACCUCGGCACCCGUGGCGAGCGCGCAGCCGACUUCAUACGGAACGAUACCUGGUGGAGAGGACCCCAGUUUCUGCAGUCGGCACCGGCAGAAUGGCCGAAAACCAACCUCACUGUGCCAGCUCAGCUCCCCGGACAACUGAAGAAGAAGCCAGCCAUCACGUUCGCCGUCGAACAUGAACAGAUCAGGCUAAGCCCAUCUACGUACUCGUCCUGGUCGCGGCUAGUACGCAUCACGGCAUGGUGCUUGCGAUUCCUAGGCAACCUGAGAGCAAGGAUCACGAGGGGGCGAGCGGUUCCCACCAGCGCGGUAGUGGUACCAUUGCAACAGACUGACGGGACGUCUGCAAAGAGUGCAGCCAGCAACUCCACAGACCAACACGCUACGGAGGAGUUGUCGCCGCAAGAACUGCAGAAAGGCGACUUGGUGCUGUGCCCAAGUCCGGAUGGGACACGUGGCCAGUGGCCACUAGGCAGAGUCGUAGGAACCCAUCCAGGAGCCGAUGGUCAUGUAAGGGUAGUGGACGUGAAGAUCGCCGACAAGAUCAAGCGCCGGAGUGUUCACCAGCUUGUUCCAUUGUGUGCAGAUAGUGGCUGA
Molecule: messenger RNA, 1659 nt
Organism: Sycon ciliatum
Lineage: Eukaryota; Metazoa; Porifera; Calcarea; Leucosolenida; Sycettidae
Exons: 1
Coding region: 1-1659 (552 amino acids)
Source: RefSeq, a predicted model, not a curated record